Messenger RNA from Calypte anna (Anna's hummingbird), 4288 nucleotides. RefSeq names its product solute carrier family 38 member 4 (gene SLC38A4). Lineage: Eukaryota; Metazoa; Chordata; Aves; Apodiformes; Trochilidae. Gene Ontology annotation, biological process: amino acid transmembrane transport. The record is from RefSeq and is a predicted model, not a curated record. Gene Ontology annotation, molecular function: amino acid transmembrane transporter activity. The transcript is spliced from 16 exons. Bases 207 to 1856 code for a protein of 549 amino acids.
CACAUGAGCAAACUUUUCAUCACAGGUGCAAUUCCUAAAAAAUCUAACCUGCUUAGCAAGGGAGCAAGAAAACCUGCUUGACUCAGAGAACAGAGUGUUCUGGCAGUCCCCGCAUGGUAGAGGGGACCCGCAAGCAGGUGGCAGGGUGCUGGUGCUGUUUACCCUGAGGGAGCAAGUGUGUGUGCUGGAAAGAGCUGAUAGCUCUAAUGGAUCGAAUGGAGCUGCAAAAGGUCAACAUCGAACCUGAUGAUCAGAGCAACAGUGGGGAAAGCCUUGAAGACAACUACCCGGAGCUGGCUGAUUCAGAAAAGGCUGCAAUUAGCAGACCAUUUGUUAGUGAUGAUGCAGAAAGCCAGAAGUUCCUUACAAAUGGAUAUUUGGGUAAAAAGAAAUUGGAAGAAUACACUGAAGAAUAUCACCGGGGCAGAGCUUCCUUUGGAAUGUCCUCAUUCAAUCUCAGCAAUGCCAUCAUGGGCAGUGGCAUCUUAGGGCUCUCCUAUGCCAUGGCAAACACAGGAAUUAUCCUUUUUGUAGUUCUGCUGCUCAGCGUAGCAAUCCUGUCGCUCUACUCGGUCCACCUCUUACUGAAGACAUCAAAAGAAGGAGGAUCAUUAAUAUAUGAAAAACUGGGAGAAAAGGCAUUUGGCUGGCCAGGGAAGUGUGUUGUUUUCAUUGCAAUUACAAUGCAGAACAUAGGAGCAAUGUCAAGCUACCUCUUUAUUAUUAAAUAUGAACUUCCUGAAGUGAUCAGAGCAUUUAUGAAACUUGAAGAGACUUCUGGAGAAUGGUACCUAAAUGGCAACUACCUCAUCAUACUUGUAACAAUUGCAGUUAUUCUUCCCCUCUCCCUUCUAAAGAGCUUGGGUUAUCUUGGUUACACGAGUGGUUUUUCGCUGACCUGUAUGGUUUUCUUUGUCAGUGUGGUAAUCUUCAAGAAAUCCCAAAUAUCUUGUCCUCUCCCUAUCAUGGACCAUGGAGCUGAAAACUGGACUGCCACCAACAGCACGGUGCCAAUGCACCUGGUCAUGUUACCCAAUGAGUCUCUUGGUUCUGGUGUGAAUUUCAUGAUGGACAACACAGCUGGGCACUUGCCAGGCCUUGAGGAGCCAAAAGAUAUCUCUCCCCAAAGUGGUGUCGAAUAUGAAGCACACAGUGAUCAUGUCAGUGAUGCUUGUCAGCCAAAGUACUUUGUGUUCAAUUCACGGACUGCCUAUACAAUACCCAUCCUGGCAUUUGCAUUCGUAUGCCACCCUGAGGUGCUACCAAUAUACAGUGAACUGAAAGACCGCUCCCGAAAGCGGAUGCAGAAUGUCUCAAAUAUCUCCAUCACUGGCAUGCUUAUCAUGUAUCUUCUGGCUGCCCUCUUUGGAUACCUUACCUUCUACGGAGAAGUUGAAGAUGAGCUACUUCAUACGUACACCAAAGUGUACACCUUCGAUACCCUCUUGCUGUCAGUGCGCCUGGCAGUGCUGGUGGCUGUAACCCUGACUGUGCCUAUUGUCCUUUUCCCUAUCCGUUCAUCUAUCAGUGCAUUGCUGUUUCCCAGAAGGCCAUUCAGCUGGAUAAGACAUUUCCUGAUUGCAGCAGUAAUUCUUGCUUUUAAUAACCUGCUUGUAAUUUUUGUCCCUACUAUUAAAGACAUCUUUGGAUUUAUUGGUGCCUCUUCAGCAACCAUGCUGAUUUUCAUCCUCCCUUCUGCCUUUUACCUGCGGCUUGUUGAGAAGGAGCCCCUGAAGUCUCCCCAGAAGAUCGGGGCUCUAAUUUUCCUCAUAGUUGGCAUAAUCUUCAUGUUUGUGAGUAUGACUCUCAUUGUAGUGGACUGGAUUUACAAUGCCCCAGGUUUCAGACAUCACUAACCUGUGGAGGAAACCAAGUGCUUUUUAUACCAUAAAUAUUUGUAUUGUGUGCUUCGAAGGACACCUAAAUAGGACUGUUAUUCCUAGCUAGUAACUGCUAGUAACCCAAUGGACUCUACAUCACCCUUUUCACUAAGGAUCAUUAUUUAUGCAUUAGGAACCUGAGUUUAGCACUUCUGGCCAGGUGAAACGAAAUGUGUGGUGUGGAUGCUUUCUGUUUUCAAAGCCUAAAUAACUGUGUACAUAGUCCUAAAUAAUACCUUGGUGCUGCCCUUUUCAACCUCUCCCAUCAUGGUAAAUCACCACAGUUCCCAGAGCUCUGGAAAGACAAUGGCCAGAAAACCAUCCAGUGCCUUGUUUUCUACCUGAAGCUCGUGGAAGUGGCUGCCCAGCUCCAAGAGAAAGGGUACGGUUUCUGUAGGGGAUCUAAAAGGUGACUGCUCCCUAUCAACCUGUCUGUCAGAAAAAUGAUGGCUUUGACAAGCCAGUGGACCAGAUCUGUUGCCCAAUUCAUUACCCUCAGCAGGUGAUGGCUGUCAUACAGAAUACAGCUCUCUGGCACAGUCCCCGUGCUGGGGUGUGUGCUUGAAGAACAGGUGAGCAUUCCUGUUUGGUCAAGAAUUUCUACUGUGGGUUUUUGUUUUGGUUUGUUUUCUUUACUUUUUUUAAUUCUUGUGUGAGCUUGCAUCACUGAACAAGUUGUAUCCUCCAUAGAAACUUGUCUUCCAUUCUCACAGGAAUUUAAGGAGACCACAAGGUGUGGCAAAGCACCCUAUCCAGUAUUGUUCAGUACUUACGUAUUUGAUAAAUGUUCAGUGCAGGAAACUGUAAUUUGCUAUAUAUAAAAAUAUAUGUAUUUAUGUACAUAAAUAUUUGUUUUCCUCUAGUUAUAAAAAUGUUACUUUGUGGCAAAUGACUUUUGAAAAAUUUUUUACAUGUCACUGUUUUCAUAGCUAUACACUUAAUAUUGUUUUAAAGAAAACCUAUUGGAUUAGUGGGUUUGUAAAAGGUUCAUUUGUAUUCAGCAAUGUUUGAAAUAUACCUUUAGCAAGCCCUAAUCUUUACCUGUGUAAAAACACAUUCAGGUGUUUACUACUUAUGUUACAAUAAAUUGCAAGAUGUUUCCCUCUUGAGAAUUUUUAAUAGAUGCCUCAAAGUUCUGGAUUACCACUGUACACCACAAAUCUGGGUAAUGUGUUCAGCUGCUGUACCUUUCCUUGCCUAUGCAUACACUGGUAUUCCACAACAGACAUAAUUAAAGUAUGCAAAGGAAAAGACAUUGCUGACAAUCUCAAAUGUAUUGUGCUGUGCAGCUGUGCAGGACAGAAAAAAAAAAAUAAGGCCAAAUUCUGUGUUGCAUGGUGCUUAAGGUGCCCUUCAGAUUGCAGUUCUGGCUGAGUGGUGGAGUACCCACUACAUAUGCUCUCUGUGCAGGGAAAAAUAGCCAAAGAAGUCACAUUAGCACCACAGCAGAGGGAAGGAGUGGGAAGGUGCAGCUGUUGGUUUGAACACACUUAGGCAAAUCCAGGCUCAUGUAAUUGAAGUUUUUAUUUUCCAGCUUAGAAAGCUGUUGAGCACACACCUGAGAACUCAAAGCCAUAAAGCACACAAAAGUUGGCUCUGCUCACUCCUCAGCUUCACGCUAAAUUCUGUGUGUGCAUAUAAAUGUGUAUAUACUUGCAGGUUAACUGGAAAAGCAUAUUCAAAUAUAGAUUCCAUGCCAACUGCUACGUUUCUGAGCAGGAUUUUAUGCUCACUUGAGUACUGUAUCCUUAAUAUACUAGGAAACGCUUCCUUGUGAAAGCUAAGUCUGGCUUUGCAUUUUUUAAAGAAAAAGGUGCCAAUAAUCUCUUGGUCUAUUUCAAGCAGACUAAUACAAAUAAUGCUGCAUUAUUACUGAAAAUACCUUUAACGUGGACUAGAGUUAUUAGUCAUACAUCCGCACACCUCUUCUCUCUUAAUCUCAUUUCUGUUUUCUCAUUAAUGAGAGUUACACGUCUGGAAGACCUGAACUGUAACUUCGUAGUUACUUCAGAGCAGAAGCACAUAUCCUGACUGCAGCUGCACACAGAGACUAAGGAAUUUCUGCAGUCCACCUAAAAUAUAAGUGAUGUCAAGAAAAGUAACAGAAAUGCUCUGGAACAAUGGAAUAACUCACUGCCUUUUCAAGGCACGUCAAUGUUGGUGUCCAAACAAGAGGUAGAGAGUCUGCAAAACUUCCACUUUUCAAGUAAAAAUAUAUUGGUCACAGCUACAUGCAGCUGCUCCACACACUGGGAGUAGGAGUAAUAUUGCACACUAACUUAUUAGCAUUGCUGGGAAUGGUGGAUGUUGGAGUUUCUUGUUCAUUUUGUAAUGUUGACAAUAAGCUUUGUGAGGAGUUUUAUUACAAAACCAUCCAUGGUUAUAUAAUAAAUGAAUUUUUCAAAGAC